Molecule: messenger RNA, 4734 nt
Organism: Seriola dumerili (greater amberjack)
Lineage: Eukaryota; Metazoa; Chordata; Actinopteri; Carangiformes; Carangidae
Gene: akap13a
Product: A-kinase anchoring protein 13
Exons: 30
Coding region: 544-4158 (1204 amino acids)
Biological process (GO): regulation of Rho protein signal transduction; adrenergic receptor signaling pathway; positive regulation of canonical NF-kappaB signal transduction
Cellular component (GO): membrane; actin cytoskeleton
Molecular function (GO): MAP kinase scaffold activity; guanyl-nucleotide exchange factor activity
Source: RefSeq, a predicted model, not a curated record
CGAGACAGAGAGGCGUCGUUUCAUCAGCCCUGCGACACUCAACACUCAGGAUCCUCACAGUCCUCAGCGUUUCCCAGUUUGCCCAGUCGGACCAGCAGUACGACCAGUUGUCCCUCCGCAGCUCACAGAGAUUCUGGCAGCGACAUAGAAAGCUUCCUGAACGCCGAGCCGGGAUAUGACAGCAUCUUCAGAAAGAACGAUGAACCAGUAACAGGAGGAGACAGUACCAGCGAGGUCUCUGUCUCCUGCUCCUCUACAGACGACACCGCUAGCGUCGGCCCGUCCAGCUCCAGUCCCGAGGUUAGCCAGGGCCUGGGCUGCAGCUGGAGCCCAGAGGAGGGCGUCCAGACUGGGGCUGCCACCUCUGCAGGACUGGAUGGUGGAGGAGGAGGAGGAGCAGCAGGAGACGCUGAAGAAGAGGCCAAAGACAGAGUGACUGAGGUGCCGCGACGCUCUUGUCUCCUCCGGAACAGCCUCCGCUCCCUGUCGCCUCUACGCCGCCACAGCUGGGGUCCUGGAAAGAACAACGGAGGAGACACAGAGAUGAACCAGAGGAGUUCCAUCCGUAGCCCUGGUGAGGGGAAGCCGACCUUUCACAGGAGAAGCUACAGCCUGGAGGGGCUCAGUGGGGGGCCAGAAGAGCUAAGGGGCCCCACCACCCAGGGGCCCCGAAUCCUAGAGCCCUUAAGGAUGCCCCGACAGGACAGCGAUGACAGGGGCUCACUGGUUUCUCUGACAGAGGAGCAGGAGGAGCUGGGGGAUCAUGGCAGACUUCAUGACCCGAAAUCGCGGAGGUAUCGGCCUCUGCGAAACAGCUGUCCUCCCAUGUCCCUGCCCCUCACCAAGUCUGUAUCCAUGCUCGCCAUCAGCCAGAGAGACAUCGAUGGUAUGAGGUCGUUUUCCAGCACCUCUGGGUCACUAGCAUACAGUAUAUCAGAGGAGGAGCCUGGGCCUCUGCGGAGCGACACUGAGGGAAAGGGUGCGACGAAAGUCAGCCGGACCUUCAGCUACCUCAAAAACAAGAUGUACAAAAAGACCAGGGAGAAGGAGCGAGACAAAAGGGAGAAAGACAAGGAGGGGAAGGAGAAGGACAAGAAGACUGUGAAUGGUCACGUGUUCAUGCCAGUCGGUUCGGCCCAGGCAGCCCAGUGUUCCCAGUGCAAUAAGGCUUUCAACAGCAAAGAGGCUUUCCACUGCACACACUGUAAUGCUUCCGUCCACAAGGGCUGCAGGGACAGCUUGCCUCUCUGUGCCAAGGUGAAGAUGAAGUUACCCAAGCAGCAGUUUGCAGUACCAGAUUCAAGCCCUUUUCCUGGAGUCACCAUGAGGAACAAAUCUGGUGGGACGAGGGAACGCCCCUGGUCGGCCAUCUUGUCCCCUGAAGACCAUUCUUCUUUGAUGAUCCCAUCGUCACGGAGACACACCAGCAUCAUGCCUUUCCAUGGCAACAACCUGUCCAAGAGUCUGUCCAUAAGCAACAUCGCUGGUCCGGUGUUUGAUGACAUUCCCAUUAAAGGCCUGCGGUAUCUCUCUCAGUCUACGGACUCCCUCAACAGAACAAACCAGGUCACAGAGUCCAUGGAAUCGCUCACUGAUGAAGGGACGGAGAUGAUGGACGGGCAGUUGAUGGGGGAGUUUGAGGCAGAGGCCAAAGAGCUGGAAGCUGAUUCGUGGAGUUUAGGUGUGGAGCAGCAAUACCUGCAGCAGCUGGACAAAGAGCUGGUGAAGAGACAAGAUGUCAUCUACGAGCUGAUGCAGACGGAGAUGCAUCACAUCCGGACAUUGCGCAUCAUGUCAGAAGUGUACAGUAAAGGCCUGCAGAAGGAGGUGCAGCUUGAGCUCCAGACAGUGGAGAAGCUGUUCCCCGUCCUAGAUGAGCUCUUGGAUCUGCACACGCAGCACCUCCUGCGCCUCCUGGAGAGGAAGAGGGAGUGCCAGCUGGAGGGGGGAUGCUUUGACGGAGGAUUCAUUAUCAACAGGAUAGGAGACAUCCUGGUCAGCCAGUUCUCAGGAUUCAACGGUGAAAGUAUGAGGAGGAUUUACGGAAGAUUCUGCAGCCGCCACAAUGAAGCCGUCAACUUCUACAAGGACCUGCUGACCAAAGACAAACGCUUUAAAGCCUUCAUCAAAAAAAAGAUGAGUAGCAGCAUUGUGCGGAGGCUUGGCAUCCCAGAAUGCAUCUUGCUGGUGACCCAGAGGAUAACAAAGUACCCGGUGUUGAUUCAGAGAAUGCUACAACACACUAAAGAGAGCGAGGAAGACUAUGAUGACCUGACGGAGUCUGUCCGGCUGGUGAAGGAGGUGAUCGCAGCAGUCGACAGCAAGGUGAACGAGCACGAGAAGAGACGCCGUCUGAAGGAAUUCCACAGCCGCAUGGACAGCAAGUCCAUCAUGAUGAUGAAGAGCGGCCAAAUUUUCGCGAGGGAGGAUCUGCUGAGGAGGAGGCUGAUCCACGACGGAGCGCUGCAGCUGAAGAACAGCCAGGGAAGACUAAAGGACAUCCACGCUCUGCUCCUGUCAGACGUCUUUGUCUUCCUCCAAGAGAAAGACCAGAGAUAUGUCUUCGCCAUGCUGGACCAGCGCUCCACGGUCAUCUCCCUCCAGAAGUUGAUCGUCAGGGAAGUCGCUAACGAAGAGCGCGGCCUCUUCCUCAUCACGGCAGGCAUCGAGAAGCCGGAGAUGAUGGAGGUCCUGGCCAGCUCAAAGGACGAACGCAACACCUGGAUGCAUCUGAUCCAAGAAGCCAUGCAGUCCAUGGAGAAGGAUGAGGAUGAAGGUAUUCCCAGUGAGACCGAAGAUGACAAGAGACAACUGGAGACUAAAGCCAAGGAGAUGAGAGAUUUGUUGAGGCAGAAAGACACAGAGAUCAUGUCUCUGCUGGAGGAGAAGGUGCGGCUCUUCAGGGGGAUGUGGGAGGGCCUGAAUCCAGGCGAGGAGGCCUGCCAGCAGGUCGAACCCUUCUUCAGGUCAGCCUGCAGCUUGGAGCCACCCAGGGGGGCGUCCAUCAUGAAGGAUGCCCUGCUGGAAGUGGAGACGUUACAGGCGCUGGUGAACGGCAGCCUGGGCGGGGCCAUGGCCAGCGUCCAGGAGGGAGGAGGCGUGGGGCCAGUGUGUUUGCCCCGUCGGGCUGAGACGUUCGGAGGCUUCGACAGUCACCAGAUGCACAGCAACAAGAGUGGAGACAGAGACGAGGGCGAGGAUACGGUGGGAGAUCUGCGCAGGACGGAGUCUGACAGUGUUUUAAAGAAGGGAGGAAACGCCAACCUGCUGCUGCUGCUGAAGAGGAACAGUGAGCAGGUCCUUCACAGUGUCUCCAAUCUGCAUCUCCUGCUCAGCACUCUGCAGGCGGUGGUGGUCCAGCAGGACAGUUUCAUAGAGGACCAGCGGCAGGCCCUGAGCGAGCGCUCCUCCUCCUGCACGUCUUUAUCUCGGCCAUCCUCGCGGCCCAACUCCCUGAUUGAGCAGGAGAAGCAGCGCAGCCUGGAGAAGCAGCGGCAGGAGGUGGCAUCCCUGCAGAGACAACAGGCAGCUCACGCUGAGGAGAAGAGGAGGAGGGAGAGGCAGUGGGAGCUCAGGGAACAGCAGCUGACUGAAAGGGAGAUGCUGGUGCACGUGCAGGAGGAGGAUGUGCUGAAGCAGCACAAGGAGCUGGAGGUGGAGAAGCAGGAGCUGCAGAGUAAGAAGGAAGAGUACCAGAAAGACCUGGAGAGGCUGAGAGACGCCCAGAGGAAGUUGGAGAGGGACAGGGAGGCCGUGCAGCGGCAGCUCGAGAAGAUGGAGGAGCUCCGUCUGGCUGAGAGGACUCCCUCGACGACAUCUGAUGAAUCCCAGUUCCCCGGCAGCUCCCAGUCUCUGGAGCUGGACCCACUGGAGUUCUCCUCCUCCUCCUCCUCCUCCUCCCUGCCCAGGCUUCAGCCCCAGCAGUCCAAGCCCAAAGGAAAAGGCCUCAAUCCCUUUACCUCAUCCUCCACUAACGCCAACCUCAAGGGCAGUGAAGCCAACAGCCAGAUCUCAAAGAGCCUGCUGCAGCUGGCCAAGAGCAAGAACAAGGAGGGGAAGGAAAAGAAGAAGAAGAAGGGCAAAGGAGGGAGUGCACAGACAGCAGACCCCCAGCACCGCCCUGAGCCUCCUCUGGAUGGAGAGAUCUUCUUCUGCUGAGGGAAGUGGCUCUCCUCCUCCUCCUCCUCCUCCUCCUCAUCAUCAUCAUCAACCCAUCAACCCAUCAGGCCAGCCCGACAUGCAGAGGAACGUGUUAUUGCUGAGUGGUAACAUGCAUUACUGCAGCUUGUUACCAGGCUUUUUUGGCACCUUUGAAAGCAUCUUAGUUCACUUCAUAACGUAGAGCAAUUUAACAUUGCGUGCAAGAAAAAGAGAAAAUGUGUGCUUUCUUGCAUGUUUAAAUCAAACACCACUUCUUGUAGUUUUCUGGAGAGCAGAAUAUUUUAGAGAUUCUGAUAUCGUGUGCACGUAGGCAUACACACACUUGCAGUACUUUAAAAUAGGGAACAUGGAUUAGCUGUGCGCUUUUGGGUAUUCUGCGCAAAAAACCCCAUUUCCUUUUCCAAAGAAGUCAUUAUGAAGCAUUUUGGAGUAAAAUAUACAUUUGUGAAAGCUCUGUAUUACAAUGAAAGCAUUUCACAGUGGAUUGUCACUGUGAAAGUUCUACCAAUUAUGUUAUGGGCCUGACUGCCUUCCUGUUUUCAUGUCUCUUAUGGCCAACAACCACCCCCCCCC